Messenger RNA from Eucalyptus grandis, 971 nucleotides. RefSeq names its product agamous-like MADS-box protein FUL-L. Gene Ontology annotation, biological process: regulation of transcription by RNA polymerase II. The transcript has a single exon. Lineage: Eukaryota; Viridiplantae; Streptophyta; Magnoliopsida; Myrtales; Myrtaceae. Bases 315 to 755 code for a protein of 146 amino acids. Gene Ontology annotation, molecular function: DNA-binding transcription factor activity, RNA polymerase II-specific; RNA polymerase II cis-regulatory region sequence-specific DNA binding; protein dimerization activity. The record is from RefSeq and is a predicted model, not a curated record.
UUUUAUUUUCUUCUCUCUCCCUCUCUUCUCUUUCCGGUUCCGGUUCCAAAUCGCCUAGGGUUUCCUGGAUUGCUCUCUCUCUCUCUCUCUAGAAUCCUCCGUUUCUUUCUCAACGAGCGCCUCCUCCCGACGCCGUCUCCGAUCUCCUGCUUUCCGGGACCUGAUCCGCGCGACGCCCUUUGUUCUGCGGCCACUCCGAUUCGGAGCUUCGAUCGAGCGCUCGUCGCCGUCGAUUAGUUCCCGCUCUUCUUCUUCUGAUCUCUUUCUUGUUUUUUGUGGCUUGAGAGAGCGAGAGAGAGAGAGGGAAGGGGGAAAUGGUGAGGGGGAAGACGCAGAUGAAGAGGAUAGAGAACGACACGAGCAGGCAGGUGACGUUCUCGAAGCGCAGGAACGGGCUGCUGAAGAAGGCGUUCGAGCUCUCCGUCCUCUGCGACGCCGAGGUUGCACUCAUCAUCUUCUCCCGAGGGGCAAGCUCUACGAGUUCUCGAGCUCGACGAGACGGUAGGUUUUCCUCCGCAUUUUUGCUCGUCUUUGCUCGCGACCCACCACCUCGCUCGGCGCCGAAGCCCCGACGCCCCGCUCACCGGGUCCUCUCGCUCCACCGCCGCUGCAAACCCGGGCGCCGAAGCCACCAUUCCUGCUGCGACGCUGCUGCUGCUGUCUCCGCCUCUGCUCCGACAACCCGACGCCAGCAAUCGCGACGCCUGAUGCCGUUGCCCCGAAGACCAGCAACCGACGUCCCUGCUCGGCGCUAGAAGCCCCGACGCCCCUACUGCUGGGUCCUCCUCUGCUCCUCGACGCCCCUGCAAGUGCAUGCUGCUUUAUUCUUGGUUGUGAAUGCUGGUAGAGCUAAGUUGCAGUGUCUGACUUCCUCAUUAUUGUGAAUUAUUUAAUACUUUUGAGGCUUUAUUCCCCUUGUUUUCUCUUGACUAAGUGUGUAUCUCCAAGUGUGCCCUCUCUCCUUGUUCUAA